GGUGGCAUAAUAAUGGCCACUCUUGGAGUUCCUGAAGCUAACCCUGCAGUUAAGGUCAACGUUGAGGACGCCAUAACCGAUCUUCAGCUCAUGACCAUCGCCCAGCAGAUAGGGCCCGAAUCUUGGCGUCUCUUGGGACUGGAGCUCGGAUUGAGGGAGCUUGAAUUAGCCCAUAUUGAGAGGGACAACCGAUCCAACUUUGGUGAAUGCACGUACCAGAUGCUAAUCAAGUGGCGUCGGGACCAGAUUGAUGCUGACACGGCCCUUAAUAGUCUUAAGAAUGCACUGAUAAACGCCAAGCUGGGUGCCGUUGCACGCCAAUUAAUCAGAGGAUCGACAUAUGGCAUGGACAGCGUGGACGGUGGUGUUGUCCUCAACACGGCCUUGUUGAAGGGAGAUAACUUUGACGUCCGGAAACUCCGGAGGGAACUCGAGAUGAAGUACCACUCUCAACUUUGCACCAUGAGACUGUUGCCUUGGGAUGCGAGAUCAAGGGUAGCCGUUGAUCGUUAUUUUACCGACAUUGGUAUCACUCUUGAAGAUACCUCAGUCAGGCAACACACCAAGAUUCCUUUGGAACGUCAUCGCCAUAAUAUCUUCACCAUCAGCGCGGUGAAGAACUUGCCAACCAACCGGAUUCUUCUUCAGGGAAACGCUGGAUCAGGGAAAUCGACGGUUGUUGCGAAAAUGGCCCUCGAUUGGAUGUCACGUCAUCCAAAAUCACCCCUCAAAGACCUCCCGCUUUUGUUUGUGCUCCCUUUGCAUAAGCUGAAUGAAAUGUCCAAUUUCGGCGAUGCAGUUCGGGAACAUUUGCUUCCAGAGGACACGGCAUUUACAGCAGAAGCAAUAGACGCAUACGUGAAAGCAAAUCCAGGAGAAGCUGUACUUGUCCUUGAUGGAUUUGGUGGAAUGCAGAAGGGCGAGGCAAAAGGUGACAAGGUCGGGAAUCUGAUGAAGAUUAUUGAGAACAAACGUCUCACAGAAUGCAAGGUUCUGGUGACAUCACAGUUCUGGAAAGUAGCACAGAUGAAGGAGUCAGUCAUUCGAGAGUACACCCUUCUGGAAAUGGAAGGUUUUAAGGUAGAAGAUACAUUCUCCUACAUCUUAACUUACUUUGAGGAUGACGAAACGAUGGCACAGGGUUUGAUCCGCCACGUUGAAGCCUCACCGAACAUCAUGGAGACUCUAUGUCCAUAUCCUCUAUUUUGUUCUAUCUUAUGCCAUCUUUGGGAAGAAGGUUUUUCCAAGGACACAGGAAGAAAUCAUCUUGGAACUACCAGCCACACGACAAAUCACAUCAUUCGCAGUUUGUGGGCGCAUCUCGAGGCUAAGAACAGGGAUGAAGAUUUUAGCGAUGACUUAGAUCGGUCAAGACAUGAUUCAGAGGCAACGCAUGGAACAAGAUUGUCUCUUCUCUGUCGAAGGAUGAGGAGUAUUAGAAAACGGUCGAUCAAAACGGGACUUGACAAGUCUGGUCUCCCAAGGCAUUCGCUUAAAUCAACGAUGUCCCGGCUCGGCAAGGUUGCCCUGGAGAAGUUAGUAUCAAGGAACCCUGAAGGGGAGUUGGAACAGAAAGACGUUGCUUUUUGUCGCGAGUUUACAGAGAUCGGUUUAGCAGUAGGGAUUCUAUCUCAAACUCGAGGGGAAAGCACGGGAUUUGCACUACCUAGAGGGUUCCAGAGUGAAAACCUGAAAGGCGUGCGAUUUUCCCACAAGGGGGUGAUGGUGAAAUGUGCAGCUAUAUAUCUAGCGUCUCUCUGGAAGAGAAACCAUGCCAAAUUCGCUGAGAUACUGAAGCUCAUAAAGGACAAGUUUAUUGCUCAAGCAUUUGAAGGAUUGUUGCUGCUAUCUUGCGGCGAAGAUGCUAAUGUGGCAAGGGAAAUUCUACAGCACCUUUCUUCUGUUUCAGCUUCACAUGACCUACUGCUGAAAUGCUAUUUUGAAAGUACUGAAGAAGAAUCUGUGGAUGAGGAAAUGGCUCGAAUAUUCAAGGAAAAGUACUAUGUUGCAUUGAACAGCCCAGGGCGUGAUUCAUUCUCUGCUCUUAAAUAUUUCCUUAAGAGAAGAAGUACUGGUGAUUCUGUGAUCAGGAAGUUGUUGAUAUCAGCUCCUCCCUUGAGUAGUUUGCAGAGCUUCGUGGAGGCCCUUGACAUUGAGAAUUGCAGAAGCAUUUCUACCGUUAGUUUGUCCUGGUGUGACCUUGAAGAAACCAAAACGUCAGCACUGAUCUAUGCACUCGGAAAUCUUUCCUCACUCACUGAAUUAGACAUGCCCGGAUCAAAAAUAGGGCCAGCUUUCAUCCAGAACUUAAGUCGCCUGCCGGAGGGAUGUUUCAAGAGCCUUGAAAGCCUCAAACUACCAAUAUGCACCGCAAGAGCUGAUACAGUCUUCGGGGCAGUGUUCUGGUCUGACAAAUUUCCUGUACUCCAGAAGGCCUUUCUCACUAUACAAGAUGUGAGCUCCGACAGCGCCAACCACAUAGAUGAAAAUAAUACUCAGGGACAUACUCCGAAGGAUCUUCGGAAGAUAUCUUUGAAUUCGAGCACUCUGGGUCUUCACGGAUCUCUGCGAUUUGCCGAAACACUUGCACACUCUGCGAAGCUGAAGACUCUGUCCCUUGUCAACUGUAGCUUCCAUCCUGACUUCUUUAGCCGGGUCGGCGAGUUACUGGCUCUGAGAAAAGUUGUCUUGCACAUGGAGUAUUGGAAAGAGUUCCACUUGGAGACAUUCUUGAAGAAAUGCCCUAGACUUUGCCACAUGGAAAUCAAUUCCCCAUCGUCUUCUCGGUAUGAAGACGUUGAGGAGACGUUGAAGGUGAUCCCUCGAAUCAUGACCUGUCUGCCAAAAUUGAAUACCAUGCAUGUUUCUGUGGGUCUCGGCUGCAACUUCACAGCGAAUGAUGACACAUUGGUAGCGAUUUGCGAUGCCUUAAAGAUCUGCAAUAUUUUGAACAGACUGAUCAUCACCGGGAUUAAGAUGACAACGAACCGCGGAAUGGACAUCAUUCGAACAUGCAGAGGUGGCUCUGUCCGAAUCAUUGCUCUUAACGCAUGUUUCAAACCGGGAGAGGAUUUGACGGAGUUGAGACUUCUUCGUGACGAGGUGAACAGAGGAAAGGAUAUGGUUGUUGAAUGUUGAGAUGGAUUGCCAACACGAUGACUCAGUAACAUGUCAAUACAAGCUGGAUUUAUACAGCGCCUUUUGCCAGAUAAUACAAAGCGCAACUAUUAUAACCCUGGCUUUAGCUCGAGCAGCGGCACUCAGUGCAUUCUGGGAAUUGAUCAUUCCUGGGCCCCGUCUUACAAAGAGUUUUGAUUGAUCCAAUCAAUAACUCUAUGGAAAUAACUCUCCAUAACUCUAUGGAAAUCCAUCAGUGCCAUAACAAAA
Molecule: messenger RNA, 3387 nt
Organism: Lytechinus pictus (painted urchin)
Lineage: Eukaryota; Metazoa; Echinodermata; Echinoidea; Temnopleuroida; Toxopneustidae
Exons: 4
Coding region: 13-3138 (1041 amino acids)
Biological process (GO): signal transduction
Molecular function (GO): protein binding
Source: RefSeq, a predicted model, not a curated record